This is a messenger RNA of Aspergillus brunneoviolaceus CBS 621.78, 723 nucleotides long. Its product is annotated as alpha/beta fold hydrolase. The transcript has a single exon. The record is from RefSeq and is a predicted model, not a curated record. NCBI's taxonomy places the organism in Eukaryota, Fungi, Ascomycota, Eurotiomycetes, Eurotiales, Aspergillaceae. The annotation marks the transcript as partial.
CCCGCCAUCCUGUGGCUGCACGGCUUCGGCUCGUGCAAAGAGGAGCUGCACGAUCUGAUCUUCCAGCGACCGCUGAAGGAGCACACCUUCCUCGCCUACGACGCGCCCGGGUGCGCCGCGACACACACCGCCGACCCGAGCGCCGCCACCAUCGCCUUCAUGGUCGCCACCGCGGAGGCCGUGCUGCACCACUACGGUGUCGACCGCUUCCACCUGAUCGGCCACUCGAUGGGCGGGCUCGUGGCCCUGAUGCUGGCCGAUCGCCACCCGGACCGCAUCCUCAGCUUCGUCGAUAUCAAGGGCAACCUGACCCUGGAGGAUUGCUUCCUCAGCCGCCAGAUCUUCACCCACCCCGGGUCCACCCCGGAGGAAUUCUUGGAGAUGUUGAUCGAGCGCACGCGCAGCAACCCGGCCUAUUCGACCGCCCUGUACGCGUCGACGCUGCCCGCGCGCGUCCGGCCCGCCGCGAUCGAGCCCAUCUUCCGGUCCAUGGUGGAGCUGUCCGAUGGCGGGGACCUGAUGGACCGCUUCCUGGCGCUCCAGUGUCCCCGGAUGUUCAUGUACGGCGAGCUGAACCGCGACCUGUCGUAUCUGGGCACCUUGCGCGAGCACGGGGUCGCCUUGGCGGAGAUCCCCCAGAGUGGCCACUUCCCCAUGUAUUCCAACCCUGUCGACAUGUUUGGGCGCAUUGUCGGGUUCAUGAAGCGCAGUGCGGUGAUCUAA